AUGAGCACCCAUUCACCUCACAAUCUGGGCCCCAUUCACCGCGCGGUGAGUCGCCGCAACAAUCCCCCAGCUAAGGGGUCCAUUCACAAGCCCGCGUUGUCAACACCGCCACCAACGCUCACUCUGCCACCAACGCUCACACACCGCCACCAACGCUCACACACCGCCACCAACGCUCACACUGCCACCAACGCUCACACCGCCACCAACGCUCACACUGCCACCAACGCUCACACUGCCACCAACGCUCACACUGCCACCAACGCUCACACGGCCACCAACGCUCACACUGCCACCAACGCUCACACCGCCACCAACGCUCACACCGCCACCAACGCUCACACCGCCACCAACGCUCACACCGCCACCAACGCUCACACCGCCACCAACGCUCACACCCCCACGCAAAAUAACGAGAGAACACGUUAA
Messenger RNA from Procambarus clarkii (red swamp crayfish), 429 nucleotides. Its product is annotated as histidine-rich protein PFHRP-III-like. NCBI's taxonomy places the organism in Eukaryota, Metazoa, Arthropoda, Malacostraca, Decapoda, Cambaridae. The record is from RefSeq and is a predicted model, not a curated record.